CCCAAGGCUAUACCACACAAGGACCACUACUGCCGAGUCAACUUUCUCCACCAGGCAUCCACAUUGCUCGUUAACCCGAAAAGUCCUUCCCUGAAGCAUGUAAAGUACGAGAUCUUGUCACGAGCGUAUUCACGAAGCAUGGAUCUAGUGGCAAAGAAGGUGGUGUUGAAGACCACGCCCCUAUUGAAGCGAUCGGGGUGCAAAAAGUGUCAUAGAAGACUAGUGGUUGGGAUCAGCGCAACUAUGGAAAUGGAGAACCUUUCCAAGAAGAAUAAUACAAAGAGUGAGGUGUUGUGUAUUACGUGUGUCGGUUGUGGCUGUGUGAAGCGGUUCCCCGUCGGCCUGAACCCCGCCUACGAGUUAUUCAGUGAGCGUGCUGAU
This is a messenger RNA of Babjeviella inositovora NRRL Y-12698, 381 nucleotides long. RefSeq names its product ribonuclease P protein subunit (gene RPR2). The annotation marks the transcript as partial. Gene Ontology annotation, cellular component: nucleolar ribonuclease P complex. Gene Ontology annotation, biological process: tRNA processing. The transcript has a single exon. Lineage: Eukaryota; Fungi; Ascomycota; Pichiomycetes; Serinales. The record is from RefSeq and is a predicted model, not a curated record.